CCAUCAUUCUCAGGAUCGGAACCAGGCCACCCCAGCAGCGACGUGAUUGCGCUUGUCGGGCCAGCCGCGCUCACCCCUGCAACCCAACGACCCAUGCCGUAAGCCAAGCCACCGCCCCUUUCAAAUCCCUCCCUCUCAGGUUCGUUGUUCGUUCUCGAAAUUGCCCGCAGUUCUGGCUCAACUCCAAAAUUCCAUCAUCACAAAGAACAAGAAAAUUCAAGGUACCAAAGGCUUUUUUGUCGCGGGACCCCACGAGGCAGACCACGAUGCUCGCUGCCUUCCGUCUCGGGACGGGCCUAUGGGAUCCAUCUCAUCGUUUCGAAACCUCCUGGCUCUUGUCUCCCUAUCAGCUGGGCGCUUGUCGCGCGCUCAUUAGUCUCUACAUCUUUGUCGUCCGCUUCUUCGUCAUCGGUUGGACGUGUUCUCGCCCCGAGUAUGGCGGCUGCAAGGCCGUCGGCCAGAGCUUCUCCUACUUCACCGUCCUGACCUACUGGGGCCUGGGGUUCUACUUCCUCAUCUCGGCCAUCCACACUCUCACCUACGCCCGCUCUGGCAGCCCGCUGCUCGAACGCUUCCCGCGUCCUCUGCAGGCACUGCACGCCUUCUACUACACCACUGUCACCACCUACCCGUUUAUCGUCACCGUCGUGUACUGGGCCAUCAUCUACCAGGCGCCGUGGUACGCCGACGAGUUCAGCGCCUGGAGUAACAUCUCCCAGCACGGCCUCAACUCGGCCUUCGCCCUGUUCGAGAUCGUAAUCCCGCGCACCGCCGCCGCCCAGCUUGAGUGGCCGCACCUGCUCUGGCUCGUCAUUGUCCUGGCGCUCUACCUCGCCCUCGCCUACGUGACGUACUACACCCAGGGCUUCUACACGUACAGCUUUCUCGACAUCCAGAAUCAUGGCAGCGGCACUGUGGUCGUCUACAUCGUGGGCAUCGCCAUCGCCGGCAUCGUCUUAUACCUCCUCGUUAAAGGCCUCAUCUGGCUGAGGAUGUGGGUGACGGAGAAGAAGCUGGGCAUGGACGGUAAGUUUGCCAAGCAGCACUUUAUCAGCCACGAUACCGAGCUGGGUACCAUCAACUCCAAGAACUGAGGUGAAUGGGAAAUUGGGAUGCUUUUUGAACAAGGAGAAUCUAAACCACCAACCUGCACGAUGCAUAUAUAUAUAUAUAUAUAUAUAUAUUGUGAAAGCGUAUGACGACUGCGGAGGGUUGCUGGUUGACGGUGAAGGACUAGGAGCGGGCACCGCGCCCUUAAUUAUACCCCCAGGGA
Messenger RNA from Colletotrichum navitas, 1273 nucleotides. RefSeq lists its product as uncharacterized. Bases 267 to 1094 code for a protein of 275 amino acids. The transcript has 2 exons. The record is from RefSeq and is a predicted model, not a curated record. Gene Ontology annotation, cellular component: membrane. Lineage: Eukaryota; Fungi; Ascomycota; Sordariomycetes; Glomerellales; Glomerellaceae.